Messenger RNA from Glycine soja, 689 nucleotides. RefSeq names its product probable xyloglucan endotransglucosylase/hydrolase protein 23. Gene Ontology annotation, biological process: glucan metabolic process. Lineage: Eukaryota; Viridiplantae; Streptophyta; Magnoliopsida; Fabales; Fabaceae. Gene Ontology annotation, cellular component: apoplast; cell wall. The record is from RefSeq and is a predicted model, not a curated record. Gene Ontology annotation, molecular function: hydrolase activity, hydrolyzing O-glycosyl compounds; xyloglucan:xyloglucosyl transferase activity. The transcript has a single exon. The coding region runs from base 185 to 532 and encodes 115 amino acids.
AGUAACAGUAUACAAUUGUAUUGUACUCAAGAUUAAUGUAUCAUGUUUAUACAUGCCUCAAUUAAUGUCAAUGCUACUAAACUUUGAUAUUUCACAGCAUGAAUUGUAUUAAUCAAUCCAUGGUGGUUCAUAUGUAUGUUUCAGCUUCUCAGUGGAUGGGACCCCAAUAAGAUAAUUCAAGAACAUGGAAUCGAAAAGAGUUUCAUUCCCAAAGGAGCAGCCAAUGAGGAUAUACUCAAGCCUAUGGAAUGCUGAUGACUGGGCAACAAGAGGUGGCAUUGUGAAGACUGAUUGGAGCCAAGCUCCAUUCACAGCAUCAUAUAGGAACUUCAAUGCCAAUGCCUGUGUCCAUUCUGGAGCAUCAUCUUGCACUUCCAACUCUGCCUCCUCCAAUGCCUGGUUCAACCAACAGUUGGAUUCAACAAGCCAAGACAGACUGAGUUGGGUGCAGAACAAUUACAUGAUUUACAAUUACUGCACUGACACCAAUAGAUUUCCACAAGGCCUUCCCCCAGAGUGCCAAGCAUCAUGAUUGAAUUGGUUUUCAUUUGUAUGGAUGUUCAUUCUUUUAUUCUUUGAUACUUGCAAGUUAGUAUAUCUUGAAACUUUUACACUUAAUUUACAUCAUGAUUGUAUGACAAGAAACGGAAAGAAGCCUCACUAAUAUAUCUUGAAUCUUUUACACUUAA